Messenger RNA from Carcharodon carcharias (great white shark), 761 nucleotides. RefSeq names its product cytochrome P450 2K6-like. Gene Ontology annotation, cellular component: cytoplasm; intracellular membrane-bounded organelle. Lineage: Eukaryota; Metazoa; Chordata; Chondrichthyes; Lamniformes; Lamnidae. Gene Ontology annotation, molecular function: iron ion binding; oxidoreductase activity, acting on paired donors, with incorporation or reduction of molecular oxygen, reduced flavin or flavoprotein as one donor, and incorporation of one atom of oxygen; heme binding. Bases 133 to 708 code for a protein of 191 amino acids. Gene Ontology annotation, biological process: xenobiotic metabolic process. The record is from RefSeq and is a predicted model, not a curated record. The transcript is spliced from 5 exons.
CCGAAUGCGAAUGACCUGAGGAGUUUUAUUGAGGCGUUUGUGUUGAGACAACAGCAGGAAUCAGACAAUCCCAAUUCAUACUUCCAUGAAAACAACUUAACAUACACCACAGUCAACCUGUUUGCUGCAGGGAUGGAGACCACCUCGACCACAAUUCGUUGGGGAAUGCUCCUGAUGAUGAAAUAUCCAGAGAUUCAGAGAAAAGUUCACGAGGAAAUUAUCAGUGUUGUUGGAUCAGAACGAUCUCCCAGAGCUGAAGAUCGGAAAAAUUUGGCAUACACUGAUGCAGUGAUCCACGAAAUCCAGAGGUUUGGUGACAUUUUGCCAUUAAACGUCACACAUGAAACCACAGUGGAUUUAAACUUCAAAGGAUUCUUCAUUCCAAAGGGAACCCACGUGAUUCCAUUGCUGUCCUCUGUGCUGUACGAUAAAACCCAAUGGGAAAAACCAAAUGAGUUCAACCCGUCUCACUUUCUGGAUGCUGAAGGCAAGUUUGUGAAGAGAGAUGCCUUCAUGCCUUUCUCUGCAGGUCGGAGGGCCUGUGUUGGUGAGACCCUGGCUAAGAUGGAACUGUUCCUGUUCUUUACUGCUCUGAUACAAAAGUUUAAGUUUCAAGUUCCACCGAAUGUCAUUGAAUUGGGGCUCGAGUCUGGUGUGGGAUUGACUUCAUCCCCCAAGUACCCCUAUGUGUGUGCUGUCCGUCGCUGAUGUAAACAUGAUUUCAUGAUUUACCCAAUUUUCCGUUUCCUCCUGAAUCACUU